AUGAACGUGUCCACGCUUACCAUCACUUCGAUCAAUACCCCGUUGCCAUGUCUUGGUUCCGUGCUAACCCCCCAAGGCUUUGAAACUUGCUGUCAGAAAUCACUGCUGUGCAGUGCCGCAGUGGACCAAACGACGCUCUAUGUCCAAGGCAUCCCCCAACCACCAGAACUCGAUGUGACUCCCACCCGAUUGUCCAGUAGUAUUCAGGGGACUUCUUGGGUGUUCAUCAAGCGCGUGGCCCUGACAGAUCCGUCCCAGAAACUGGAUGUGUACGUGACAUGUCCAGUCGGUGUACUACGAAAAGUCACUCAAACGAGAGAUCAGUGGCAAGUGUCGCUACCGCGAGCCAAUGUGUUUACGACGGCAUUCGACGGGUAUCAAGUGCAGUUGUCUGGCCCAGUGAAUUCGAUGGGUAUUCAACUUGUAUGGCAACCAAUGCCACCAACGGUGAAUUUUUCUUGCUCGAUUCAGGCCGUGGUGACAGACCCAUUGGAAGGGGCAAAUUUCACCGCACUCAUGUCCGUUGCAGUGCAGCUAGCCCAAACGCUUCCUCUGGUCCAACUUCCCCAAACCUACUUUGAACUGGACGAAGGAACUCCAUUUGUCCUUCCCAUCAUCGCAGACAAAGCCAACGUGGCAAGUGUCGUGCUAGAUUGUCCUCCAAAGUUAUGUGCCAACAUCUCCUGGUCCAAUGGAUCCAUUACACGAAGCGCAGAAAGCACCGUGAUUUUAGCCGGCGAUUCCUUGCGAAAUGGGUCGUUUGUGGUGACGCUUGUCAAGUACACGACUGGCAUUUUACCCUUUACAGUCACCGCGAUCCCAUUGAGCCGGGCCAGUUCGAAUCAAUCAAUACCCAUCCAAGUGGUCGUGCGUUCGUUGCCAACGUUGCCGCUUGUGGACAUUGCGCCUAAAGUUUAUCUCUCCGUUGCUUCCUACGUUGCUUUCCAAGUGAAAAUCACACCGCUGGAUCCAAACGACCAGCUCGUUGUGACUAUAUCAGUACCAUCGCAAUCGGUUGAGUCGCUUUGGAGCCCCGGGUGGAUGUUGCAAUCCACCAACGACACCGUCAACCAAUACACUGUAAAUGCGUCGUCGGCCAACCAAUCGACUUGGCAACUGCAGGGAUUGUUGGUGCAGAACCUCACACGACCAUUUAUGAUCGACUUGUUCGUGUCGAGCACUGAACCCGCGACGAAAUUGGCUACCAUUCGACACAUUGCACUCACUAUUGUACCCAACAUGUCGAUUGCAAAUGUGCUGUCGAUUCAAAGCGAAGAAGAUGCGUUGAUUCCAAUUCCGUUGGCCAGUGCCAGCCAACUCUGGGAUAUGGAUGGCGACAUUCUGAGUCAAGUUUGGAUCAGUGGCCAGUCGCGACGACCCCAGCCGUUGGUAAACACAACAGUGUUGAGCUACAACAUGUCCAAAGAUGUGACCACGGUGUACAUCCAGAACAAAUUCCAUUUUUCUGGACUCCAGACGGUGUACGUUGUCGGCGACGACGGUCUUACCCAAGUGAACAUCUUGGUCAAGCCCAAGACGUUCACGGCGCAGUUAAGCUUGCCAUCCAGGUCCACAAUGGCGAUUUCCAUCGCGGCUCAAACAAGUGUCCAAUUGUCACUCCCUCGUGUGAUCCCAGUGUCUGGCACCGUGGGCUUGAAAUAUCUCGGCCCGCAAGGCCCGUUGCGACUGUAUCUCGUCCUGCAAUCCGCCAUUCAAUUGCGAGUGUCCAGUGCGUACGUCGGCGUGUUCCACCUUUCGUUGCAAAGUGGUGGGGGGUACCAAGUAGCGUUUGACGUUCGCAUUUUUCCCCUGGCAGCCGUGCCUUGGAUUUCCAAUGCAUCGUCGACCGUGGUGGUCAACGCAACGAAAACCAGCGUCGUCCUCGCCCCUCAAUCGUUUGACGACAUCAUGGUCGUGGAUGCCAAAACAAGUGCCAAGUAUGCGUCGCCACUCACGCUGCAAUGGCCACAAUACGAGACGAGCAACAAAUCGUACUUCGCCGUCGCCACUUCGACCGAGGUAGCAUCAUCUUCGUCUCGCCUCACAGUGUCCACCGCCACACGAAUCGUUGGAACCACGGUGCUGGUGGUGUCACAACCCGUGGCCCCGACCAUGCAACUCGAACCUCUUCGAAACAUUUCCGUGUUUUUCCCGGCGUGGUACGUGUAUUGGAACGAAUCCAUUGCUUGCCGGUUUCAAGUCCAGAGUCCAGACACGACUGGAAAUCAGUACCUUCGCUUCUUUGCGACUAUGAACGCCAGUCAUAUUCAGCUGGUGCGAUACAACCAAUCCAGCGUAAAUGUGUCUGUCGAUUCUGGUGGCAGCGCCCUAGCAGUAGUGGAGAUUCUGGCCAAACCAUCGACAUUUUUCCUGCCGUGGACGCAGUUGGAAGUCGUUCCCCGUGCGGGAUUUGUGGGCGACCUACGGUUUGCCCUCGUCGUGCGGAGUAUUGUUCGAGAGUCCCAGAAUUCUGUCGACACGGUGUAUUCAUGGAGCGUGACGGUCAUUCCCACCGCCACUGCGGUGUCUUUGCAACUAUUUGCCUCCAAGUCCAAAUUUCUAGAAACGGAAUCCGUGGUGUUGAAUUCCACCGUGGGGGUUACUUCCGCCAUGGAAAACCUGAGCAUGGCUGUAUUCUCGUCGAUGCCCAACAACAUUGCAACCGUCCAACCCGUCAACCUUGUGCCGAACCAGCCAUUUUCGCUGCAAACAGUUCCGUUCUGGUUUGGAGUGUUUGAUGUUGUUGUCAACGCAACCGUUCAGCACAAAACUGCCAGCCCAAGAGAUAAAGCGAUUACAUCCCGCAGUAUUCGCGUGGAAAUUGUACCCGUGGCGUAUCCCCCCGUCCUUUUGGCCCCGUCGGUCGUACCCAGCGCCCCAAACACAUGGUCCAAUCUGUCUAUUACCCAAUUCGUUCCGUUUGUUCAGAAUCGAACCGUGCCGCUGGAAACCAUGAAGCUGUAUCUUCGCGUCCUGCAAUUGGGUUUAUCAUUGAAACUCAACAAUACGGUUCUCAAAGUGACGCCAAAUGUUCUGCUGGAAAUUCCGCCGACGGCCCUCGUCAUGGGCUCAGGCGGGAUUUACAACGUGACGUUCAGUGCCAUCCAUCGCAUUCCGUCGUCCAACACGUCAGCGACCACGUCCGUUGACCAGACGUUGUACGUCGCUGGUAUUUCCGUCGACUUCAACGCGUCUUCCAUUGUCGAAGGCCAGGGAAUACUGCUUUCUGUUGCGUUGAAAUCUCCCUCCCAAGCCCCCGUGACCCUCCUGUUGACAUGCUCCGACUUCUGGCAACGAGUGGAACUCAGCGCCACAAAUACCACCGUGGUCGACACCAAUCCGUGGAAUGUGGCGUUAGCCACUACCCGUGAUUAUGUUGACCAUGGCGACUUGACCGUGAAUUGCUCGGUGCAAAUUCAAACUUCGGAUCCAUUCUUCAGUCAAGUGGACCCUGCCCGGACAAUUCCGUUGGUGAUUCAAGACCCGGAUGUGUCUGGCGUGGACAUCGCGGGGCCUCAAACCAACAAGGCCAUUCAGCUGGUCGUGGCUGAAGGAGUGUUUGGGGAUAGCUACUCGAUCCGGUUGACGACCAUUCCGUUUGCAUUGGUCACGAUUUCCCUCUCGUGUGACCAAGUGCGAGUUGGGGUGUUUCCGUCCACCUUGACGUUUACACCAGAUGACUGGAACAUUCGACAAGCCAUCACCGUCAAUGCGACCGACGAUUUCAUCAAACAAGGCACCGUCGACACGUGGAUUACGCACACCGUUGCAUCGGACGAUCCGUUGUAUGCAAAACUGGCCAUGUUUAACGUGGCGCUGCGGACGAUUGAGACGGCCGACCGGACGCCAGCCCCCAUGGUGCAGCAAAUUUACUUUGGAGACACUGGCGCCGACUUGCUCGUGAUGUUCAACCGAGCCGUGGACCAAACCAACUUUACCGGCGCGACGAAUUUCUCAUGCGGUUUGGUGUUUAACGUGACCGUGGCGGGAGUUUUCGGUGACAGCCCCCUGUGUUCGUGGCCCAACACAAAGACCAUUCGCGUGGUGUUAGGGAAAUCUCCUCUUGUUUUACCCAAAGAUUUUGUUGGAUUGAAUGGAAACGUGCUUAAGUCCACACCCGACGCGGUGCUGUCGAUGGCGUCCAUUUGGAUUCAAGUGGAUCUGCCUCGAAAACCCCUCGUGCCUCGAAUCAGUGUGUCUGGCGCGCUCAACCUUGGAUCAUGCGAUGGGUUGGCUUUGAACGCAAAAGCGUCGUCGGGUUCUGGCGGGCGUCAAAUGACGUGGCAGUGGACGAUUGAUCCGCCUGGUUUGUUGGACGACAUGGGCCUUUCCAACCAGUCCAUAGCCAUUCCGUCCGACUUGCUUGCGUAUGGCGGGGUGUACACUGUCACUUUGACCCUCACGAACUUCUUCAACAUGAAUGCCACGUCCGACAACCUCGUCGUGACCAAAGCGUCUAUGCCGCUGCCAUCUGUGUACAUCGAAGGGCCGUCGCAAGUGUCAUUGUUGCGGUCUCAGACGCUUCAGUUGUCUUCCGUGGCGAUGGUGUCGACCUGUGGAGACGCGACAACGAAUCCGUCCAUGGGUUUCCUCUGGUCUCUCAACAAUGUCCCCGUGGUGUCAGAAAGUCGAAACCCCCGAAACCUCAAAUUGAGUAAGCUUGACCGAGGAUCCUACGCUACCACGGUGUUGGUGUUUAUGGCAGACACCCCCGAAGUGAACAAUACGGCCAGCGUCCUCGUGCAGGUCAAUCCGUCGCCCCUAGUCGCAGUGAUUGUAGGCGGGAAUCGAACCAUCGGCAACGUGGACGACCUGCUCUUGAACGGCACGACGUCGUUCGACCCAGACAAUUCUACCACAGAAUUGAGUUACACGUGGACGUGCACAGACUUUUCGACUGGCCGGACCAGUUGCAACGGCUUGGACAUCGAUAAUGGCGACGUGACCACCGUCCCCCGUGACUACUUGCCCCCCAAGGCGACCCUCUUGAUCACGCUGACCGUAUCCGAUCCGUCAACUGGUCGGCAGUCGAAUGCCAUCGUGAGUCUUACUGUCGUGUUGGGCAAUCCCCCGAUCACGAAAAUCCUGUCGCUGGCUACCACAAAGUUCAAUCCAGACGCGAAAAUCGUUCUCGCGGGGAGUGUGACCAGCGUGUUGGACACCCAACCGGCUGCCCAAUGGUCGAUUGACGGCGACUCCGACGGCUCCCUUGCCGCCUCGACGUUUGGCCUCCCUGUGACAUCACUUCGUAUGGUGUUGGUCCCCAAUACCUUGCGACCCGGUCGAUCGUAUUCGUUUGUGCUGACUGGCAAGGACAAAUUCGACCAAGUCAGCACCGCCACCAUGUCCAUCACGAUGAACGAAGCGCCGACAAGUGGCACUGUGGAGGUAUCACCCGCAGCUGGGACCACCCUGGCCACGUCGUUUCACAUUUCGUGCACGGAUUGGGUGGAUGAGGACUUGCCUCUGAAAUUCAGCUUCAAGUACAUUGUGGGCGAGUACUCCGUCGACGCCCCCCAAGUCACACUGAGUGAUUACUCGUUAACCACGUCGUUUGACACGGUGUUCCCCACGGGCGGCGGGCCCAACAACACGAUUACGAUCGUCAGCUACAUUGCCGAUGCACUUGGGUACACGACUCAGUCGAUUACGACGGUGCAAGUCACCUUGCCCACGUAUAACAACGACGCUGAACAAGCUGCAUUCCUGCAGAAUCAAACCAGUCAGUUGGAAAACUUGGCGGCCAGCAACGACCCCGGCAAAGUUCUGAACAUGGUCAACAUCCUGGCGUCCAUGAUGCCAACAACGUACGUCCCCGCACCAACGGACAGCGCCGGAUCGCCAGCGCCCACUCCGGCACCAACCCGUCCCCCCAAGCGCUGCUCGACUGCUAUUUCUGGCACCGUUUGUUCCGGACACGGGACUUGUACCAACAACCCACCGCAGUGCAGCGACGACAUUUUAGAGUGCACGGCCAUCUGUACAUGCGGGUCGUCGUGGUACGGCACCGACUGCAACACGUCGCAGGAAGACUACGACAAGAAGCAAAAGAUGCUGGGCAGUUUGCUCAAUUCGAUGGUCAUGGCCAAUGCCAACGUCGAGCCGACGCCCCAGGCGCUGGAACAGCAGAGUUCUGCUGUGGCGUCCAUCACUGCCAACGUGGCCGUGCUGAGUCCCACGCAGCAAUCCCAAGCUUUAGAUUUGGUGGCCAGCAUUCUAACGUCGUCGUCGUCGGUGACGUUAUCCCCCGCUACCACCACUGCAGUCGGACAAUCCAUUUCGAGUCUGCUGGACGCACCGCCCGUUGCGACGACUUCUACACAACAAAGGCGACGACUGGAUGCUCAAGAUACCAAGAGCACUCGUGUUGGCAACACCGUGUCGCUGCUAGCUACUUCCAUGCUCAGUGACCACGAGCCAGGAGAAGCUGCGGUGCAAAUGAACACCAAGAACUUGAAACUCACUUUGCAAAGGCACGACGCCAGCGCCAUCGCCAAAGCGAUCGUGCAAUUGCCGUUAUCUGUCGAACAAGUUAAGCGCAACUACACGAGUCCGUCGUUUGGGUUUCCAGACAACUUUUCAACCUACGGGGGAUGUGCGAGUGUCGACACCCACGCGGCGUUGUACGCGAGUAAUCUCUACGGCGACGAAAGCGCCACUGUCAUCAACUCGGCCGUGAUGGGCUUGAACUUAAAGUGCGGCGACACUCCGAUGCCCGUGGCCAACUUGUCCAAAGGGGUUACCAUUCGCAUGCGAAACAACAAACAAUACCCGAUGCCGUCCAAGCCACUAAAUGGCACGGUGCAGUGCGUUGUGAACCAGCCGGUGGUGAAAAAUAUCACGUGCGACUUGACGAAUCAAUUGUUCAAAGUCAUAUCUUGCAAUGGCACGAAUAACUACACCGUCUCCUACGUGUGUCCGCAGUACAUUCCAGUGCAAAUGUGUCGGUAUUGGGAUAUUUCGAAAGGAGCGUGGUCGUCAGAAGGAUGUGUCCAGGUGAAGGACCCCGAUCCAGCCUACAUUGUAUGCGAAUGCAACCACUUGACCGACUUUUCUUCGCAAAUGAACCAAGCGCUGCACGCCGUCGAGGACAACGUCGUAGCGGUGUUUACGCACAAAACGACCUUGGAAGAUGUCAAGCAGAACCUCCAAGUCGUCGUGACUAUGGGCGUGUUCUUCAUCUUGUAUGCCGCCGGGUUGCUUUAUGGCAUGCGACGGGAUCGAUUGGACGCUGUGGGGUACUCGCAACAACAGAAAAAGCUUGUGGAAGGCACCAAAGUGGACAUGAACAACCUGUUCCAACUACCCAAAGUCGUCAACGCCAAGACCAAGACGGAAAAAAUGAAAGCGUUGGUGCGUGAAUUCUGGGCCGGGAUGUCUGGAAAGCACCAAUUGCUGUCCAUCUUCUUGACUUACGAUCCCGACUUUACGCGACCCCAACGCUUGAUGAUCAUCUUUACGACCAUCAUGAGCCAGAUGCUGAUCAACGCGGUGCUCUACCGUCUCCGCCAACUUGAACCCAACAUUGGCACGAUGCUCGUCAGCGGACUCGUGUCGUCUGUGCUCAUGAUGCCCGUGACGUUAGCGUUUGUGAUUUUGUUCAAAAAGUCGGCCAAAAAGCAUGAGUACAUGGUACGGUACCAACUGGAGGACUCGGACAACGUCAUCGAAGUUCAAGUCGACGCGUACGGCAACCCAGUCGAGUACACCAAGUUCGACGUCCUCCGCAUGGACCUGCAGACGCUUUCCAACGGAAUCGACCCAAGCUCAUUCCAGCUGUGUCUUCGGUGGCUGCAGCGCGACGGCCUCGACGGUCCCUUGAUCGGCCCAUUAUCUCGCGCUCUCUUCCUCGUCUUGCACGGCCACGACGUUUGGAUUCAACCAGAAUCUUCCCCCGACGAAUCUGCUCUUGUGGUAAAAUCCACCGACCACCAGAAAAGGAAGCGCAUGUCAUCCUUGUUCAAAGCCCCCCGCAAGUCAACCGUGGCAAUUGAGGACCCAUCCUCUGUCGACAAAGCAGCUGAAAAAGUCGUUCUGCCACGACUGAGUGAACAUGACGCCAUGGCCAAACUUCUCGCGAUGUGGGGCAACCAAGACUUGCACAAUGCGGUGAUGAAGUUGGAGCCCACACAUUUGACUUCCGAUGCCAUUGCUCAACUCGCCGUCGAGACCAAUGCUGGCACCGGUCAGCUCAAGGUAUCCGUUCCAACCCUGCCGUUUGACGUAGUUGAACUCCGGAAUUGCAAAGCGUUGCUGGAAUUCUGCAGCAAGUUCCACGAAUGCGCCGAGUGCUUUCAAAGCGAUGCGGUGGCGGUAUUGCGGAACGCCCAAGAUCAGAUUCGCCAGGCCAACGAAGAACUCAUCGCCACCAAGCAAUUGCUCAAAUCUCAACUUUCCCAACACAUGUCCACAACAAAGUCGUUGGCUCGGCGAAGCAUCACCCGGUUGUCUCGAUCCAGCUCGAAUGACCACAAGACCGCGGCGCUUCGUGCUGUGAAAGAUCAAGUCAAGGUGGUUGUGUAUCAGACUAAACGCCAUAUGACCCAAGCUCGCACCAUCCGCAAGGAAGCCCAGAAAUCGCUCACACUCCAGCGAAAACAAAUGCAAAAGCAAGCCAAAGCCGACCUUCGCGCCGUGCUGGCCAACUUGAACGGACUGCAGCGGUGGAAAAAGCGGUUCGAACUGUACGUAGCGGCCAAGGAGUCCAAGCAACUGGCGGCGAUGCCACUGCACGAACGGCAGCUGUUUCUCAAGGAAAAGGAAAAGCUCCAGAAUCUCCGAAUGACGUCGCGGCUCUUGUACAACCAAUUCCUGCGUCGGCAGCCGCAGAAACUUCCGAAACCGCUCUUCCCCGACUGGGUCAACUACGUUUUGUACGUCAUGUGCGCAUGCAUCGACGGGUUUGCCGGCUGGUUUGUCCUGCAGUUUGCGUUUACGAUUGGCGGGGACUUGGCCAACGUGUUCAUCGGAUCGAUCGUCACGGGUUUGGUUAUGACGUGGGUGGUGAGCGACCCCAUCAUGAUCUUUUUCAAGAUGGGCAUCAUGCCAGUUCUGGCCACCGCUCUCUUAGCCAACACGGGCAUCUUUGAAGCGCUCAGUGCUGAGACAUUUGUCUUGGGCGCCGCGGCCGCCGUGGGGGUUGCGGGAGUCGCCAAACUUCGCGGGAAGAAAGCGUCGGCGGUUCCAAUUGCAAACCCCGAAGCCCAAAAGAAGGACAAGAAGGUGGACGUCGUGGACGAAGCGUUGGCACGGGUUCGCCGCGACCUGGAUCCUGAGUCCAGUAGCACAAGUGGCCCACCUUCCACUCAAGUCCUGGCGGCUGAAAUGGACGCGCAAGCACAUGUGGAAUACCUGCAAACGUGGGACAAACUGCACGAUCCGUCGACAGCCGUCGUCGACAAUUCAGAGGAGCAAAAGCAACGUACGGUUGUGGUGGUGCGCACGGGGCCGUCGGUUGGCCCGGUGCCAGUCCAACACCCAGACCACGCCCUAUUCCCCUCCAACUACAUUGACAUGCCAUCGGCCAUCGACCAUCGUGACGUCGAUUCCUCCAACAUCGUCCCCAUCGGCCCAUCUAUUGACAUGGUUGUGCUUCCCUUCUCGGACGAAGAUGAUGACAAAGCCAGUGAAGUGUGUCAAUGCGGGCAGAAUGUUCCGCUGGCCAGUCGCCAGACCCAUUUGGCGCACGACUGCUCGCACCGCAUGGUGCAGUGCCGGAAUCCUGGCUGCGGCCUCUUUGUCCAAGCUAGGGGCCUCGUGGGGCACGAAAGCAGCCAGUGCCGCCUUGUGCUAUGCCCCUGCGGCCGUAUGAUCUUGAAGCACAAACUGCGCCAGCACCAGGAAUCCGAAGAGUGCUCGGCCAAGGUCGUAACCUGUCGCUUGGGCUGCGGGGUUUCGGGGUUGACGGUGCGGACGCUCGACACGCACGAGCGCACCGAGUGUGCGUUGCGUCCAAUCGAAUGUCCAGCGUGCCAUAUCGUAACCCAAGCUCGGGACCAAGCAAGUCACAGAUUGGAGUGCUGCGGCAACAGUGGCUUGACUGGGACCCAGCCAUCGCCUGCAGUCUUCGUGCCUCUGCGUGUCAAAGGGCCAGCGCUGUCGAUGGUUGUCGACAAAUCGCCGCCAUCGCCUCAAAGGAGACAGCUCGCACCGCUUCGUUUGACCAAACGAGUGUAUAUUGCAGCGGCAGACGACACCAUCGACGAGACUAAAGAUCCGGCCGCAGCCACCACUCAAGCCAGGGUAUCCCCGUUGCGACUGACAGGUCCGCCGUUGAUGUCGACGAUGGCAGAGGCGAGGGUGCAGUCGGGGCUGGCGUCCGCUGCCAAGAGUACGCUGGAGGAGCGAGCGUUUCACAAAACCCAAGCGCGGGCGUUUCUGCAGGAAAACACCAGACAAACCGCCUUUGUGGACACGGAAGUGUCGCUGUUUAGCAUGAACGCGUCUCAGCCUCCGAAACCAAAAGCUGACAAGAAGGACAAGAGCAAGGUGAACAAUCCGUACAAACUCAAACCUGGGAAAUUGUACCACGACUCGGACGAAGACAACGUGUAGCCCGUAAAUAUUGUCGACGAAUCUGAUAUAUAAUUCUAUAUUGUAGUCGUGGUAUGUAGUAAUAAUACUAUUAAUAUUAUACGUACACAAGUGCAUA
Molecule: messenger RNA, 10651 nt
Organism: Aphanomyces astaci
Lineage: Eukaryota; Oomycota; Saprolegniomycetes; Saprolegniales; Verrucalvaceae
Exons: 11
Coding region: 1-10554 (3517 amino acids)
Molecular function (GO): zinc ion binding
Source: RefSeq, a predicted model, not a curated record